This is a messenger RNA of Cryptococcus wingfieldii CBS 7118, 303 nucleotides long. RefSeq lists its product as hypothetical. The record is from RefSeq and is a predicted model, not a curated record. The transcript is spliced from 2 exons. NCBI's taxonomy places the organism in Eukaryota, Fungi, Basidiomycota, Tremellomycetes, Tremellales, Cryptococcaceae. Bases 1 to 303 code for a protein of 100 amino acids.
AUGAUCUUUUACGUCCCCGCCUACCUCUUGAAAGCUCAUAGCGUUGCUCUUCGCGAAAUGAUCAAAGACCUCUCCCCAUCCUCUUCAUCCCCUAUCACCAACGACUAUACACCCGCUUCCGCCGACCCAUCCCAGACCAUUGCCUUUACCGAUGACACUAUCGAAGCCUCCUCCGUCAUCACCUUUUUUCUUCACACCAUCAGCGGCAACCGCUUGAUAACCUCUAUCGAAGAAUCCCACCGAGUAUUUCCCGAUGACAUAUCACCACACGAUGCUGUUUGCGAAGAAAUGGGAUUGUCCUGA